Molecule: messenger RNA, 1140 nt
Organism: Desarmillaria tabescens
Lineage: Eukaryota; Fungi; Basidiomycota; Agaricomycetes; Agaricales; Physalacriaceae
Exons: 4
Coding region: 250-933 (227 amino acids)
Source: RefSeq, a predicted model, not a curated record
CCUUGGAUAAAACGGGGCGAAACCCGGCCUUCAUCAUGGACAUCGGUCUAUCACGCCUGUACUCCGAUAUCCUUCAUUUCUUCAUCUCUUUUAUCCGAGUCCUGUUCGGUGGCCUGGCUGUGCCCAACAUUUGGGUUAGACGUUCGAGCUACACGGUCGUUGGGAAAAGGGAAGCGAGCCGUGGGAAUUUUGAACGCGUCGUACGUACCUAAAUCACACUUCUCUUCCUCGGCGGCCCUUUCUGUCUCGAUGGAUACUCUCACUCCUCCUCCCCGUCCUAUCCUUCCCUCUCGCAACACCUCCCCCGAAUACUUAGCUUUGUCUACAUCGUUCCAACGUGUCGAACCUACAAGGCUCAGGCUCGUCGAACCCAAGCGCCGUCAAACAAGAAGAGAAUACACCAACUACAGAGCGAAGUGGCGAGCACGAGGAGAACAAGCCCCCGCCAACCCCGUGCAGGAUCUUGCGAAUGCAGCCAGUGCGGAGAAGAUUUUUGGGACAAUGAAAUCGAAUCUUACGGCUAGGAAAGGAAACGAUCCGUACAACUAUGAAGAGGAAUACCCUGAGGAUGUCACCUACGAAGAAACAGCACCGAAUGCUCCAAGUAGUGAACACGGUACUCCUGCCUCGCCCUUCGACGAUGCUCCGAAGAUUUUGAGAAAGUGGUUCAAGCAGGCCGAGGACGCAGAGCCAGGCUCCAUCCUUUCAAUAAGUUUGGAUGAAGAUGCAUACCAGUGUCUUGAAGAUAAUCAAGACACUGUCAACGAAGUUGUUCGCGGACGACACAGAGCCAUGAUCACCAUUCGCACAUAUGUGCAUGGAUGCAUCUUUACAGUCCUGACAAACACAUUGAGGCGGAACCCCGCGAACCCUUCGUCCUUGGAGAUAGUGUGCAACAUUGACCUUCCUCUCGCCGAGAAGCACAGGAAAUAAAUUGACAUUGGUUUAGUCGAUAGAGGCUCAGAGAACGGGAAGGACAUGGAGGCAGACUUUCGGUGGCCAGUUGGUGUCAUCGGAGUGGGACAUACCGAGAGUGGAAAGUCCGGAGUGAUUCAGCUCGCCUGGUACUCGGCAUGGGAGGCCUAGUAAUAUUCGCCAUUGGAUCCAAGGUGCACGAUCAUGAUGAGGGACGCCUUGAUC